GAAGGGGCAUGGCAAUCAUUUCGUGAUGGGGACAUAAUAAGACCAGUUUUUCUGACAGGCUUAGUUAAGUUAAAUUUUUUAUCUCCUCUUUUGUCAAGAUUGUAUUUUUGAAUAUAUGUAUUGUCCUAUGCUUAUUUGUGUUUUGAGUAAACAGAAACCUGUGUUUUUCAACCAUGCAGUUCUCAUUUGGAUAAGCUGUGAGUGUGACACACGAGUAGGCCUAUCUACAACCUUAUUUACAAUCACAACUUGAACCAGUGCACAAUAUAGGCUAUCCCACAAUUCCCAUAGCCUCAACACUGACUUUUAGUGUCAGCAUUUACACAUAGGCUAUAGCCUGCAAUUUUGGCUGAUGAAAUAGAUGAAAAUUGAUCUAAGGGAGCUCUUGCUUAAUUUAUUUUUUAUUAUAAUUAAGGGUGUGUGGUGGACCAUGUUUUAGCGUAUCUCCGUGUCAACAAAACAGACCCCUUAUGAUCAUAAAUGUCUCCCUCUAGUGGAGGAGUCGCUUAAGUAGACAGAGGAGUGGCCGCUUGGUUUGUGCCCUUUUUAAGUCAAUGCCUGUCAUCUGUCCGGAAUGCGCUCCUCACACACUGCCUCUCGGCUCGGCUAUAGCAGUCUUAUCUUCUGCCUUAACAUUCCUCCAGACCGCGCACAUUAGAGCUCGCAUCGACAGCAUCGCUUGAAAACUUCAGAAUGGCAGGCUCCUUAAACUACACAACAUCUGCACUGCCAUCCAGUAUUCCCUCAGUCGCUGGAGAUUCAAACGCCACAGUAUGCCAGGACUGGGAGCAGUCUCAUCACCUCCUGUUCCACCUGGCCAACCUGAGCCUUGGUCUAGGUUUCCUCAUCCCCACCACAAUAGCGCUUCAUAUGAUCUUUCUCAGACUGCUGCUGAUGACAGGGUGCUCUUUGUUUAUAGCAUGGGCCACAUUAUAUAGAUGCACAUUGGAUGUGAUGGUGUGGAAUGUGGUUUUCCUUCUGGUGAACUUCAUGCAUUUCUUCUUCCUGCUUUAUAAACGCAGACCGAUUAAGAUUGACAGGGAGCUAAAAUCAUUGUACAAGCGCAUGUUCGAGCCCCUGCAUGUACGUGAAGCCCUGUUUCAGAGGCUCACCGGCCAGUUCUGCACCAUUCAAACCUUAAAGAAGGGCCAGGUCUAUGCAGCAGAAGAUAAGACCUCUGUUGAUGAGCGCCUCAGCAUUCUUCUCAAAGGAAAGAUGAAGGUAUCGUACCGUGGCCAUUUCUUGCAUAAUAUUUACACCAAUGCUUUCAUCGACUCUCCAGAAUUCAGAUCGACUCAGAUGAACAGGGGUGAGAGGUUUCAGGUGACAAUCACCGCUGAAGAAAACUGCAAGCUCCUGUGCUGGUCUAGAGAGCGUCUGACUUACUUCCUGGAGUCCGAGUCUUUUCUGAGCGAGGUGUUCAGGUACCUCAUUGGCAAAGACAUCACCAACAAGCUUUACUCUCUCAAUGAUCCAACCCUGAGUGACAAGGCUGUAAAGAAAAUGGACCGUCAGCCAAGUCUAUGUUCUCAGCUGUCUAUGAUGCAGAUGAGGAACAGCAUGGCUAGCACCAGUGACACAGACGAUGUGCUCAACCAGAUCCUGAGAGGCGGGUCAACUGGGUCCUCACUCCAGAAAAAUCCUCUGACAAAAGCAUCCACAACUAUGAAACCAAUUGAAGAAGGAAUGGAAGACGACGUUUUUGAAACUGAAUCCCCCACUACCUCCCAGAACAUUUCCAGGACCCCCAGAGAAGACAUGUAAAAUGGUUUUUAUCACCUCAUGGUCUUCAGACUUCUGUGUUUCACUUCAUGUUCUAUAAAAAAGAAUGUAAAAAAAAAAUAAUAAUAAUAAUUGAGGAAAAGAAUUCUGACUCCCCCUCAGAUUACACUGUUUGGAGCAGAGAUAUGAGAGGUGAUUUAGUGUUACAGAUUUAACUUUUAAAUUAAUUUGGAAACCUCAUAUAGUAGUUUAUUUUUUGUUUAGUAGAAUCUGUAUAAAGAAAGGAUUUUAACUAUAUGCAUUUGAAAACAUUUCAUUUUAUUAUUAUUAUUAUUAUUCUUUAAUUUUUUUUUUUUUUUUUUUUGGUUAACUGUGCUAAUCAUUUGUAAAAGAAACUGAUUACUUCUUAAAGGGUUAGUUCACCCAACAAUUAUGUCAUUUAAUGACUUACCCUCAUGUUGUUCCAAACCUGUAAGACCUCCGUUCAUCUU
Cyprinus carpio (common carp) is the source of this 2213-nucleotide messenger RNA. RefSeq names its product popeye domain-containing protein 1. Gene Ontology annotation, molecular function: cAMP binding. Gene Ontology annotation, cellular component: sarcolemma. The record is from RefSeq and is a predicted model, not a curated record. Lineage: Eukaryota; Metazoa; Chordata; Actinopteri; Cypriniformes; Cyprinidae.